CACUUCCAGAGCAUGCAUGUGUAUUUUUGGAUGUUAACCCCUUUGCUUGGUUUGUCUUUGCAGGGAUAAAGAGUUUGGUGUCCAAACAGAAAGCACCAGUUACUCAUAGCCACAAGCAGGGCUUAGAAUACAUCUCGCCAUUAUUCUCCACCGUACAAGAAACAUCUCAAGCGAUCCAAGUAGAACUCCAAGGGCAGAUUCCCAAAUGGUUGAAAGGAAAGCUAUUGAGGAACGGGCCAGGAAAGUUUGAGUUCGGACCAGAUAAGUACAACCACUGGUUUGAUGGCAUGGCACUCCUGCAUAAGUUUGAAAUUGAGGGUGGGGUGGUGAAAUACAGCAGCAGGUUUCUCCGGAGUGAUUGUUACCUGACCAAUAGCAAGAACAACCGCAUCAUGAUCACUGAAUUUGGCACCUUGGCCAUACCAGAUCCUUGCAAGAACAUUUUUGAGCGCUUCAUGUCAAAGUUUGACUUGUCAAAAAAUACAGACAACUGCGUUGUGAAUUUUGUGGUCAUCAAAGGUGACUAUUUUGUCAGCACAGAGACCAGUCAAAUGCACAAAGUGGAUCUAGACACACUUGAAUCAAAGGAGAAGGUGAACUGGAGAAAAUACGUUGCGGUGAAUGGAGCCACAGCUCACCCCCACUAUGAUCCAGAUGGAACAGUCUACAACAUGGGCAACUCUUACGGGAAACAUGGCUCCAACUAUAACAUCAUCCGUGUUCCUCCCCAGACGUCUCAGCCGAGUGACUCCAGCCUGCAGGGCGCAGAGGUGUUGUGCACCAUUCAGCCAGAGAACAGAAUGAAGCCAGCCUAUUAUCACAGUUUUGGAAUGAGUGAAAACUACGUGAUUUUUAUUGAGCAGCCCGUCCAAAUAAAGUUAUGGGAAGUCAUGACAGCCCGUUUUUCUGGGAAAUGCUUUCUGGAUGCACUGACUUGGGAGCCUCAGCUAAACACUCGCUUUUACGUCGUGAACAAGCACACGGGGCAGACCUUACCUGUGCAGUACCAUAGCAAGGCCUUCUGCUACUUCCAUCAAAUCAACGCCUUUGAGGACCAGGGGUGCAUUGUCCUGGAUCUCUGCUGUUUCGAUGAUGGGAACGUUUUUGACAUCUUCCGACUGCAGAACCUCCACAAGGCUGGAGAAGCCCUUGACCAGACCUAUAACCUGUUCCCAAAGCCAUUUCCACGACGCUUUGUUCUCCCCAUCACGGUGAGCUCCAAGGCGUCUGUGGGGCAGAACCUUAACCCUUUGUCCUACACAUUGGCAGAAGCCGUGAAGGAGGCGGAUGGGAAGAUCUGGUGCACACCUGAAAGUCUGCACAACGAGGACCUCAAAGAAGCCGGAGGGCUGGAAUUCCCUCAGAUCAAUUAUGCACAUUACUCUGGGAAAAAAUAUCGUUAUUUCUAUGGCUGCGGCUUCGGUCAUGUCAUUGGAGACUGCUUGAUCAAGGUUGAUACAGAAACCAAGGAGAUGAAGAUUUGGCGCGAGAAAGGGAUGUAUCCUUCUGAGCCGAUAUUUGUGCCGGAACCGGAUUCUUCAGGGACAGAAGACAAGGGAGUGAUCCUCUCGGUGGUGCUCACCCCCAAGCAGAACGAAGGCAGCUUCCUUCUUGUUCUGGAUGCACAGAAUUUCACCGAACUGGGCCGCACUAAAAUCCCUGUCCAGAUCCCCUACGGCUUCCAUGGUGGCUUUGUCCCCAACAAAAAUGCCCCCUGCUGAGACAGCAGAGAUUCGGGGACGUGCCCCGUGAUAUCCAAAAUGCUGUGGACAAAUUUCUUCUUCUAGAUGUGCCUUAAUUUCCUAGGCUACCCAAUUGGGCUCUGCUUUGAUGGACAGAGAAAUAGCCGUUUUUCUCACCUAAGUCAAGUUUUCGAAUGCAAAGCAAGACUUCAUGAUGUGAUGCCUAUUGAUCAGUAGGAAGUGAUAAUAAAUUAAUCAGAAUAGAGCUGGAAGGGACCUUGGAGGUCAUCUAUCCAGUCCAACCCCUGCUCAAGAAGGAGACCCUAUAUAAUUUCAUACAAGUGG
Messenger RNA from Pseudonaja textilis, 2027 nucleotides. The record is from RefSeq and is a predicted model, not a curated record. Lineage: Eukaryota; Metazoa; Chordata; Lepidosauria; Squamata; Elapidae.